AUGGCAUACGUUAAUGUAAAGGAUUGGUCUGUUGAUCAAGUAACGGAUUGGAUUAAAGGUUUGGAUAAUACAAUAUUAAAAUAUGCUGCUUCAUUUUUAAAUAAUGGAGUUACCGGACAUCAGCUUUUAAACCUUAGAGCUGAAGAUUUAGAACAUUUGGGUGUCAAAACAUUGGGGCAUCAGGAGAUAAUUCUUGAGGCUGUUGAACACCUCAGGAAUUUUCAUUAUGAAUUGGACAAGGAAAAUCUACAGAUGUUGGCAUUAAGAUUGUCUUGUACGGCGAACUCAUUGUUUAAGGGAUUAUUAUUAUUAGACGAUUCUGCAAAGCUUACUAACCAGAUAAUGAAUGAUGUUCAUAACAUUAUUAAUGCUGUUAAACCUUUGGCUUGUUGGUUAGAUCGGUCGCCUUUUGCAGGAGAUAAGGAAUACAUAGAAAACAAGGAAGUUCUUUUAAAAUCAAGCAUUGAAAUGGCUACUGUUGCUUUACGAGACAUUUUUUCAAAAGAUCCAAUAAGAACCAUUCGUCAAAUGUGUGAACAGUUAUCUAAAAGAGCAGAUUAUAUUAUACAGGUUAUAUCUGACCCAAUGAUACUACAACCAGCUUCAUUAGAUUUGGCCACAUUAAAAAAGAAGGAACAAGAAUUAGGAUUUUUUAUUAUGCCAUGUAAUCAUGCUAUUCAUCAAAUUUGUGAUAUAAAAUAUGGGUAUCCAGCUCACAGUUGCAAUAAAAUUGAAAAUGGUGAUGAAAUUGUCCAAGUUAAUUAUCAAACAGUAGCCGGUUGGCACCGUAAAAAUGUAAUGAUAUUAAUUCAAGAGUCCCCUCCAGAAAUUGUUUUAACAUUAAAAAAGAGACCCAGACAUACAAAAGUUUAUGGUCAAAUUUAUAUGAAACCAUAUAGAUUACCAAGUAGAAAAAGGGGUGGUCAAAAUUGGUUUCGAUGGAAUGAUAACCUUCCUUCACCAAGGUUAAUGCCUAUUCAUGAUUUACCACAAUUAAGUAUUUCAAAGUUACCUCUUACGGUAGAACCUGUUGAUAAAGAAACUGUUAGUAGUAGUGAUAGUGAGCCUUCCGAUGGUUCAUUGGAUGGUGAAAGUAGAAUGUAUCCUCUUAAGCCAAGGCCAAUUUUACAAAGAAGAAAUACUAUUACUGGGGUAACCCCUACCAGUAAAAGACCAUAUUUACCAAUUGAGUAUUGGGAAUUGUAUAAGCCAAAUAACUCAAGCACUGAUGCCAGUUCCUUAGAUAUUAUAAAAAUGGAAGAAAGUUUUUUAAGAGAUAAAAGUGUAUCUUGCAAUAUUGGAUUAGAUAAAAGACCUACAACUGUUAUUGGAUUAGGAAAAAGAAAUACAUCGUUUAAAAAAAGCUCUAAAGACAAAAACAAGAAAAAAGUAAAUUUUGAAGAAAGUAAUAUUUAUAAUAAAAUUAAAUCUAAACAAGAAGAAAACAAAGAAAAUUCAUUUAUUAAUUUGCCCGCGACCAAUUUAGACUUGGAAAAAAGUAUAAGUAUUAACAGUAUUUCCAGUCUUCAAAAUGAAAAUAUAUCAUUUAUUGAUGAAGGCAGGGAACUAACUGAUAGAACUAGUAUGGCCAUGGAUUCAAAAGUGUUUGAAGAAGUCAAUAAUGAUAUGCCCAAUAAAGAAGCCAAUAGCCCUUCAAUUAAACAAAUUAUAAGAAUAUUUGAUAACCAAAAUGAAGAAAAAUCUAUAGCUCACAAACCCAAAAUAGCACCAAGAUCAAAUUUAAAUAAACCGCCUGAAGUUCCUAAAAAACCUAAGCCAUUGGUACCACCUAGAAUUGCAAUAAAACCAAGAGUAAAACUAGAUAAAAGUCACAGUACCCCAGCCUAUGAUUUAACAGAAGAGCCUAACUCAGAAAACAUAUUAGCAGAGUCCUCAAUCAUUCUUGACAAACCAAUUGAUGUUUCACCAAUAAAUGAAGAAUGCGCAAUAAAUAUUAUUAGAGAAAACAUAGAAAACAAUAAUUUUAGAGAACUAAAUCCUUUACCAGAAUGUUCCUUUAGUACUAACGACGAUUUACCCCCCAAGCCACCACCGAGAAAUAUAGAUGUACAAAAGCCAGCUUACCCAGCAGAUUCUCCAAAACCUCAAAACUUAUUAAAUUUAGCUAAAUCUCAAAACCCUAGAUUGGAUAAUUUCCUUGAAAAUCAAGUAUUUGAAUUUCCAGAACCAAAAACAAAUUCCACGAAUACAGGAAUUCAGCAAACAGGAAUGCUUAUUGGAAAAUUGGUUUGUGAUGAAAAACCUCAAAAAUAUUUUGAAUCAAAAAAAGUGGCUACACCCAUAACUAAAGAAAAAAUUAUUUAUAAUGAAAUAAAUGCUCCCUUGCCAAAAAAUAAUUUAGAAGUUCAAAAGCCUCUUGAAGAAGAAAAAAGUAAUAAUCAAGAUUUAUCAAAAAGUUUUGAAACACAAAAAGGUUCUCCUACGAAUUCAAUUGUUAAAAUAAUUUCCACCAAGAGCAAAUAUUUAAAAAAGAAAAAUUCACUGGUAGCAAAAAGAAGAAAAGUUUCUGUUAACGAUUUAAAUCCAUGUGAAACCCAAGGGUUUUUAUAUCAGCGUCUUCGUGGGAAAAAUAGUGUCCAUUGGAAUAAAAGAUGGUUUGUUUUAUAUGGUAAUAGUUUAUAUGGCUUUAAAUCCAAGGAAGAUCACAAAGCAGCAUGUUUAAUAUUUUUAUCUGGAUACACUGUUGCAGUGGCAAAUGAGGUAAAAUCUAGAUCACAUGCCUUUAAGGUGUAUCAUACGGGAACAGUAUUUUACUUUUCGGCAAAUGACAUGGAAUCAGAACAAACGUGGAUUGAGUUAAUUAAAGCUGCAACUAUGCAAAGUGAUCGAACAAAAAGUUCCGAUGCUGCCCUCUACUCAGAAACAGACGAAUCAGAUACAGAAAAAAAAGUUUCUUUAAAUGAAAAAAUAGAUCCUUUUAAGAAAUUUGGAAGUUUAAAGAAGUUUAGUUCGAAAAAAAGUAAUGAAGAUCAAAGUGGAAGUACCAGUUUAGACAGAAAAUGGUUUUUUAAGUCUAAUGUAUCAAAUUCAUCCAAAAACUCAGUCCCAGUACCAACAGCUCAAUUCCGAUCGUAUCGUAAAAUUAAAAACGAUUUUAAUAGUAUUACAACAGGAAACUUUACAUCCCAUGUUUCUCUGUUUUCGGGUGCGGUACUACCCUCUUCACAAAAUAUUAGUGUUCCGAACCUUACCAUAGAAACUAUACCAAUAAGUGAAUCCGAUCAAAACCAUAAAUUGCAGAAAAAUAAUUCAAUCAAUUAUAUGCAUGCCAGUAAUCCUAGCUUAUGUAAUAUAAGCGAAUUUAAUGUCCCAAUUUUUUCCAAAAAUUCUUUAUUAAAUCCACCCCAUAGUAAUUUCCAAGGUUUUAUGACAUUAGAAGAAUUAAUGGAAAAAGAAAAUGAGCAAAGAAAACAAAAUCCACAUAUAAUUGCUGAAGAAAUGACAAGACAAUUGACACUAAUUAAGCCGGAUGUAGUAUAUGGUGAAGUUCCAAUCAAAAAAUCAGAAAAGGUUAAAGAUUCUUUAAAAUCUUUGCAUUCACGAGGAUCUACUUUAAAUGUUCAAAAUAGCGAAAAAAAAGAUACAAGUUGUUUUGGAAAACGAUUGGGAUCCUUAAAAAAGUCUCAUUCUAAGGAAAAAUAUAAUUUUGACAAUAAAACUUCUACGUAUCCAAAGUCCAAUCAUAAAAAUAAGGAUGAAAAUGACAUUUAUGACUAUAAAUUAAACAGAUCAUUACCAAGACAACAUAAAAUGCAAGAAAGUCAUAUAGAUAAAUAUGUACAUAGUUCUUCUGAAAAAUGCAUUCCCGGUAAAUUUAAUGACAGAUCCUAUGAAAUGAUAUUUUGCCCUGAAACUAUAAAUGAUGUACAGUUUGCUCAAAAUAGAUCGUUGGAUGAAAAUAUGUAUUAUGAUACCACUAAGAAACAUCAAAAACUAAAAAAACAAAACAGUUUUAGUUCUACUGAUAAAAAAUCGAAAAUUAAUAUAAUAAAAUAUGGAGCCAAGAUUGGUGAUUCGUCUACAAAUAAAUUAAAAUCUGCAAUUCAAUAUACACCAAUGUCUUUACCUUUGAGCCAGGAUCCAAAAUCAAAGCCUAAAUUUGCAUUCGAAUUAAAUUUAGAUGACAAGACUAGUAAAAGCGGAAAGUUUAACAAAAUUCUUGGAGGAAAAUCGGAUAGCAAAAAAGAAAAAACUUUUUUUGGGUCACCUAAAUUACAUAGAGCUAUUUUCAAGAAAAAUGAUUCCAAAAGUGAAAUUAACUGGCUCAGUAGUUCACCUCCGACGCUUACCAUGCCGGAGUCAUAUGAAUUGGAAAAUGCUUCUGCCUUGACUGAACCCGUUUCUGUUAACAUCAGUCCUCAAGCUGACUAUCCUGGAUUACGAUAUCCUCCAGUUUUUGAACCUGAAACAUAUUCUUUAUCAAAUCCAUUAAGUUUAUCGCGAAAGCCUACAAUAAAUAGGAUACCAGAUAAUUGA
Messenger RNA from Brassicogethes aeneus, 4497 nucleotides. Lineage: Eukaryota; Metazoa; Arthropoda; Insecta; Coleoptera; Nitidulidae. The record is from the annotation of a GenBank genome assembly.